Messenger RNA from Hymenoscyphus albidus, 3541 nucleotides. NCBI's taxonomy places the organism in Eukaryota, Fungi, Ascomycota, Leotiomycetes, Helotiales, Helotiaceae. The record is from the annotation of a GenBank genome assembly.
AGCUCCCACUACCGCUACCACUUUCCAUUGUCGAGUCCGAAUUCAACAUCAUCAACAUCGCUACUUCCCUUCUGUAUCGCUUCUCCCUCCUUCCCUUCCAAUGGACCCUUGAGCUCCCUCAUCGCAGUAUUUUUGCUCCGCCUGGCAGAUCCAAAACUCGCGCCUCCCCCCAACCAACUUCAACAUGAAGUGCCGCGCCCCAUUUUCGUUCGUUCCCAUGGCUGUCACCUUUGUGACAGUGCUCGUCUACUUGGGAAUCGGCAUACCUCUUCUCGUCCUCCAUGAAACAGUCCCAGCUGCUCCUACGGAUCCGACGCGCUUCCGUGGACUCAAUCUUACUGAAGCUUGGUUGGACUUGACCCAGCUCACAAACGGCUACCACCCUUUCAACAGUCGGAAGAACGAUGAUGUAAGGGACUGGCUCAUGAAGACAAUCGAGGCAAUAUUGGAAAAGAAUCAUGUUCGAUGGACGGCAGUCAGCGAAAUCACAGGCACCGCGGAGCAAAAUGGGCAAUUGAAUGGGGCAAAAUAUGAUGUCGAACAACCAGCAGCUUCAUUCGGAACUUAUGACGCCGAUAUUACCCAUGGAGACCUUCUAGUCCGCGAAAAUUUACCCCCGGUUGUUGUCUUUAAUGACAUGCUUUCGAAUUUUACUUCAAAUGCUCUCACAAAGAUUGGAGCCAGUGGUCGGCGACUCGGUAUCAGUACCUACUUUGAAGGCAGCAAUAUUGUCUGCUAUAUUCCGGGCACCGAGGAUGAGGCAGGAGAUUGGUGGAAUUCAUCGUCUAUUCAUGCAGCAAAAAUCCAUGGCAAAGGAGGAGUAAUGGUCAAUGCCCAUUUUGAUAGUGUCUCUACUGGCUAUGGUGCAACAGAUGAUGGUGUAGGUGUUAUCACCGCAUUGCAAUUGAUCAAAUACUUCACAACUCCAGGCAAUGCACCUAAAAAAGGCGUCGUGGUUCUAUUCAACAAUGGCGAAGAAGAUGGGUUAUACGGAGCCAAAGCUUUCUUGUCGCAUCCAAUGGCAAAGUUUGUCCAUACUUUCCUCAAUCUUGAAGGCGCCGGAGCUGGUGGAAGAGCAACACUAUUUCGAAGUACAGAUACCGAAGUCACUCGUGCUUAUGGAAAAUCUCGGCAUCCAUUCGGCUCAGUCGUUAGUGCUGAUGGUUUCUCCCUUGGAUUUGUUAGAAGCGAGACAGACUAUGUAAUUUUCCGUGCUGAAGGCUACCGUGGGCUUGACGUUGCUUUCUGGGAACCGAGAGCAAGGUACCAUACCAACCAAGAUGAUGCCAAACACACCUCUAAGGAUUCGCUCUGGCAUAUGUUAUCCGCUUCAGUUGAAACGAUGCGAUAUUUGACAUCUGAUACUAGUGGUACUUUCAUUGGUCCAAGAGGAGACAACGACGGUGACAAAGUGAAGAAUGGCUGCGGGACUGAUGGGGUAUGGUUCGACAUAUUUGGAACUGUAUUUGCAGUUUUCGCUCUUCGCACCCUUUUUGCCUGGUCCUUGACUUUACUUAUUGCAUCACCACUGAUCUUGGCCUUGGUAACAUACCUUCUUAUCAAGAAAAACAAGUUCUACUUUUUUGCUGGUUCCGUCAAACCGGCGGGUCAUGAAUCGGAGGCCGUGCCUCUCAAAGGCUGGCGAGGAGCCACUCGGUUUCCAAUUGUACGCAACAUUUUCUUUAUUCGCACUCUUAAGCUCGUGUCCCUGAUGAUCGGGAAACCUUUCUUACUUGCUCACUGCUCUUGGCCCCUCAUUCAAGGAGGAAGAUAGAGGCUAACUAUUGUAGGCUUUUAUUAUUGCCGGUGCCAUUACGUUCGGAGCCGCAUUUCUGGUCACAAAGUUUAACCCAUUGAUUAUCUACUCAUCUCAGUAUGCGGUCUGGACUAUGUCUCUCAGCCUUUAUUUUUGCGUUUACUGGUUCAUCAUGGCUGGGUGCAACUUUGUUAGGCCUUCCGCUUUACAUCGAGGCUACGUUUUGCUCUGGAUGUAUCUUUUUGGGUGGGCUUUGCUUGUAGCAGCCACUGUAUUCGAGGACAGAUACCACAUAUCAGGUGGGUAUAUGUUUGUCUUUUACGAGGCGGCAAUCUUUUUGGCGGCGUUCAUCGGACUUUGUGAGCAAUUCGCACUUCCAACCAAAAGUUCCGUCGCCGAGGCUGCUCAUGAUGACCACGAGACGAGAAAUGGGCUUGAUGCUGUACCGAGUUCAGACGGCGUUGUUGACUCGGGACGACGCCCAAGUCAAGAUGAUAAUGCAGAUCCUACGGAGGAAACCCCAUUAGUUGGUGGUGAACAUCGUUCUCCCAUUGGUUCCACGUUCGUCAGAAUAUAUCGCAGACCUCUUCCUGCUACAACUGAUGGUGCCGACGACGAUUCAUAUGACCAUGAAGAUCACCCAUUUGGGGGAGAACAAAAGUGGUCUGCAAAGAUGCCAACUUGGACUUGGCUGGUCCAAUUUCUACUCUUGGGUCCAUUUAUCCUCGUCAUCAUUGGACAAGUUGGACUCUUGCUCGUCACAGCAAUGAAUCAGACCGGUACUGAUGGGAGCCCCCUAUUGCUUCCAUACUUGAUUGUUGCCUUAUUCUCGAUUUUGAUCCUUCUUCCCCUCAGUCCAUUCAUUCACCGCAUUACCCACCACUUGCCGACUUUCCUCUUUCUUAUAUUUAUCGGUACUUUAAUAUAUAAUCUUGUUGCUUUUCCUUUCUCCGGGCAAAAUCGAUACAAAGCCUACUUCCAGCAGACUGUUGAUCUGGACACUGGCGUCAACCAUGUGACCGUCGCCGGCCUUGAGUCGUACGUCCGACAAAUCAUUGCCGAAGUUCCAUCUGCUGCAGGACAAAAGAUUGAUUGUACGACAAAGUCAGCGAUUCGGGAUGGUAUAAGUUUCUGCUCAUACCAUGGGCUCGCCCCAAAAGUGAUCGAUAAUGUGAAAGCUGGUGUACCACCAGAGAAAGGUUAUCAAGAUUGGCUUUCAUAUAAUGUUUCUCGGGUAUCUGGCGAGAAUAAAGCCAGAUUUCAUAUAUCAGGCCAGGAGACUAAAGCGUGUAUCAUCCGCUUUCAGGAUCCUUUCUCAGCAUUCAGUGUUGAAGGCGCAGCCAAGAGUGAUGGGAAAUGGGCUGAUGUCCCCGAGAGUGGUAGCGAUCAAAUCAAAUUAUGGCACCGAGAUUGGAAUCGCGAAUGGGUCGUUGAUGUUGAGUGGCCCGUCUCGGCUGGGAAACAGGUAGGUGAGGAAGGACGAAGUGGGAGGGUUGUGUGUCUAUGGAGUGAUCAGAAUGUUCCCGGGACGAUCCAGGCUUUGGAUGAGUUGCAGAGAUUCUCACCUCAGUGGACUAGCAUUGUUAAAUUGAUGGAUGGAUUGGUUGAGGGGAGUAAGGCGUUUGUUGUUUAGGUCUUGCUUGCUUGCGGGCUGGCGCUGGGGUUUCAUUAUGAAUUUGGAAUGUGGUAUGAAUGGGGGAUAUGGCGGGUAGGAAUAGGAGUAGAGGUUAAUGUGUAGUAAUAGCCGAGGGUUGAGCUUUGAAUACAUAAAUACAGUAGUUUUCU